This is a messenger RNA of Ambispora gerdemannii, 2386 nucleotides long. The record is from the annotation of a GenBank genome assembly. Lineage: Eukaryota; Fungi; Glomeromycota; Glomeromycetes; Archaeosporales; Ambisporaceae.
AUGUCUCGCUUCUUUCAUGGCAGUUCAGAUUCAGAAAGUGAAUCGCAAGGAUCUCUAGCAUCAGAUUCAGAUCUUUCCGAUGAUGAAGAACUUUCAGAAGAUUCAGAUGAUCUUCAAGAAGAUGACAAGAAACCCACUAAAUCGACAGAAUCUCGUUUCAAAUUAAAAAUGGGAGGGGCUGCUCCUGCAUCUGAUGAUUCUUCAGAAUCAGAUGGUGAUAAACGAGUUGUAAAGUCUGGAAAGGAUAAGCGUCUUGAAGAGUUAGAGGCGACAAUAAAAACUUUGGAGAAUGCCCAAAAAAUUAAUGAUUGGGUUGUUAUUUCUAAUGAAUUUGAUAAACUCAAUAAAAUCGUAUCGAAAAUUUCUCCGCAGAAUGGAAUUCCGCGUCUUUAUAUUAAAGCUAUUGCUGAGCUUGAGGAUUUCCUAAAUGAGUCUUUGCAAAAAGAUGCGAAGAAAAAGAUGAAUCCAUCAAAUGCGAAAGCUCUAAAUGCGAUGAAGCAAAGGUUGAAAAAGAAUAAUAAAAUUUAUGAAGAAGACAUAGAAAAAUGGCGAGAGAAUCCUGUUUCUGAAGAAGAUAAGGAAGAUGAUGAUAUAAUUGAACAAGAAAUUGAACCCCGCAAAAAGAAUAUUGAGACAGAAGUAACAGACGAAACAUUCACACCAGUCGGAAAAGGUGGCAAACCCGUUGAAUAUACAGCAGAGAAUUUAUUUAAAAAAUUAAAAGAGAAUACCGAUCGUCUGGAUCAAAUCAAAGUUUUACAUGCUUUAUUGGUAGUGGCAAAUACACCAUAUCAACAAAUCCGUGUAUUGCUCGCUUUAAUUCCAGCUCAAUUUGACUAUAACCAAAGUAUGAGUGGUUAUAUGGGCACCGAAAUGUGGAAAAACACCCAAAAAGAAAUUAAUCAACUUUUAGCGAUUCUUGAAGAUAACAAGGAAUUUAUUAUCCAUGAAGAUGUUGAAGAUGAACAAGAGGAAAAAGAGCCAACAAUUGAAGCUGGUCAAGUUUAUGGAAUUCGUGGUUCGAUCGUUUCUUUUAUAGAUCGAUUGGAUGAUGAAUUCACGAAAUCACUUCAAAAUAUUGAUCCACAUACUACUGACUAUGUAGAUAGAUUGAAAGAUGAAACUGAAUUAUAUGCGACGAUUGUUCGUGGUCAAAUUUAUUUCGAGAAAAAUGAAUUAAAUGAUAGUACAAGUCGAGUUAUUAUGAGAAGGUUGGAACAUUUAUAUUACAAGCCGGAUCAAGUUAUACAAACAGUAGAAAAUACAGUCAGGCAAUUGCUUCCAUCUGGUUUAAGUUCAGAAAUUACACCUCCAACCAUAACUCAAGACUCCUCAGACCUAAUACAUGCACUCUGCGUAUAUUUGUAUAAGAAAGGCGCAUCACUUUUACGUACACGUGCAAUGUUAUGUCACAUUUAUCAUCAUGCUUUGCACAAUCGCUUUUACGUGGCAAGAGAUAUGUUGCUAAUGUCUCAUUUACAAGAGACAAUUCACCAAGCGGAUGUGGCAACUCAAAUUCUGCACAAUCGAACUAUGGUACAAGGUUUACAAUUGCAACGAUAUUCUCAACUUCCACCCGAACAAGAGAAGUUAGAUCGACAGCGUCAAUUACCAUUUCAUAUGCAUAUUAAUCUGGAAUUGUUGGAAUGUGCAUAUCUGACUUGUUCGAUGCUAUUGGAAAUACCCAGCAUGGCUGCUGCUGGUUCUAAUCCAGAGGCUCGCAAAAAAGUUAUCAGUAAACCAUUUAGAAGAAUGUUGGAUUACAAUGAGAGACAAGUAUUUAGCGGCCCACCUGAAAAUACAAGAGACCAUAUAAUGGGAGCUGCAAAAGCUCUGGCUGGCGGCGAAUGGCAAAAAUGUCAAGAACUAAUAGGAGCAAUAAAAAUAUGGGAUCUAAUGCCAGAAACUCAGAAAAUCAAAGAGAUGCUAAAUCGCAAAAUCCAAGAAGAAGGUCUUCGUACCUACCUAUUCACAUAUUCAGCAUAUUACACAACUCUUGGACUCGAACAACUCGGUACAAUGUUUGGUCUACCAAUUAACGCGGUCACUUCGAUAAUCUCUAAAAUGAUAUGGAAUGAAGAAUUAGCCGCGUCUUUGGAUCAAGUGAACAAUGCUGUUGUAUUACAUCGUGUCGAGCCCACCAAAGUACAACAGUUGGCGUUGAUGUUUGCCGAAAAGGCUGUGACUUUUGUUGAAAAUAAUGAACGUUUGUUGGAACAGAAACAACAGCAAACUGGGCAAAAUCAAAAAGAUCAGCAAAGGCAAAAAGGCCAAUCUAACCAGCAACACCAAAACACCGAAAAACGCACUACAUAUCAAAAAGGUAGUGGUGGUAGCGGACGAGGAAGAAAUAAUUUUAAUAAUGUAUUGGGAAAUAGCGUGCGUG